AUGCAAAGCGACGACGGCGUCAAGCUGCCGAUUGGCGGCGUGCGCGUCACCUUCCCAUUCCAGCCUUACCCUGCCCAGAUUGCCAUGAUGAGCAGCGUCAUCCGCGCGGUGGAGAAGCGGCAAAACGCGCUGAUCGAGUCCGCGACGGGAACAGGCAAGUCGCUUGCAAUGCUUUGCGCGUCGCUCUCGUGGCAGGCGGAAUACGCGACCAGGAUUGCCAUCAAGGCUCGCGAGGCGUCUCUGGCUGCCAAGAAUGCCCCCGGCCCGCCUGCCGUGCUGCUUGGCAGGUCGUCGUCGCCGUCGUCGACCGCGGUGGGCGAGAAUCCCAAUCCGCUGAUCGUACCGCCGCCACGACAUUCUGUGCUGGAUGGUGAGGGGGCACCAGCACCACCACCUAGUUGCGGAAACGAUCCCACCAGCACCUCGAACAAUCGGUUGAAGGAAGCAACAGGGAUGGCAGAGUCUGGUGGUGGCGCGAAUGCGCGGCGCCGGCUCCAAGAAAUCCAAGUGGACGACAUUGACGACGACGACAACGACUUUAUAGAAUCGCCAGCCACACCAGCAACAGAGGGUGCAAGGUUGCGUCAGAGCAGCGGCCGAUGGACCAAGCGUGCUCGGAUGGACCACGUUCCCGAGGCCGUCAGCAAUCGACGUAUUUUUGCGCCAGUGGCUGUUUCACUUUCGGAUCCGGAUCCGCCGGCACUGUCCUUCUCGGCCAUGUUCAAUGACACUGACAUGGUGCAUGACGAGUCGGUGCCUCCUGACUCGGGUGCUGGCUACAUGACGGGUAUGCCACCCCCGAGCACCCCAGACACCAACCGCGUUCCGACCAUUUUUUACGGCACUCGAACCCACAAGCAAAUAUCGCAGAUGGUUCGCGAGCUCCGACGCUCAGGACAAACCAACGUCACCAUGUGUGUGCUCGCAAGCCGUGACAAGACGUGCAUUCAUUCCAAGGUGGCGGCUUCCAGCCAAAAGAACGAACUGUGCAAAUCCGCCAUUGAGACGCAUGACUGUCGCUAUUACCAUAACGUAAAAACACUGACGCGUCAUUCAGACUUCCGCGCCAAUCAGCGCUUGGCCGUCUGGGACAUUGAGGAUUUGGUCGAGCUGGGCAAGAAAACGCGCUCGUGUCCCUAUUUUGCCGCACGCGAGAUGGUUGGCGAGGCCAACAUUGUGUUUUGCCCGUACAAUUAUCUCGUCGAUCCAGUCAUCCGCAAACAGAUGGGCCUCAACAUUAAAGACAGCAUCAUCAUUUUGGAUGAAGCGCACAACAUCGAGGACGUGGCUCGAGAAUCAAUGAGCUUGACUGUUUCGCUUGAAGAGCUCGUUGACGCUGAGAACGAGACGGGCUCGCUUCGGCUGAUGUGCUCGCCGGGCUGCAGGGAGUCCUUCGGGGACGUUGUGGCCAUGGAUACAGAUGACGGAGGACCUGCCCAGCAGCGGCUCGCGACCCUUGAGCGCAGCUACUCGCAGCUGAACGAUUUCCUAUCUCGCUUGAACGCGUGGCUCCUGCUUCAGACCAAUUCGCUGACUGAGGCUGUAGCUUUUGAAAAGGCCCAAUCACGCUGGUCUGGCAUGCAGGCGGUUGCAGUGCUGGAGCAGGCGGGCGUGACUGGAGCGUCCAUCAAGCAGCUGUCGGCUGCGAUAAACUCGACCAACGCUUCAGCGCGCGCGUCUGAGCAAACCACGAACGAGGCCGGACAGAAGGUGCAGAUGCCCACGCCUUCGCCACAAACCGCAGCGCUCUUGGAGCGACUCCUGCUCAUUAUCGAAGCGCUGCUGGAAGACGGGAGUCGCGCUGCGAACGAUUAUGCCAUGGUGAUUUCGAAAUCUGCAACAACAACAACAACAACGCACACAGAUGCUCGGCCUGCGGCCUCUGUCCGAGGUAGCCGUCGCGACAUGCAACGACGCCUUCUGCAACAAGAGCGCCAAGCGGCUGGGCUGAACAUUGAGUACGAGGCUGCUGAAGCGGACCAGCCGCCAACCAGCCACAUUCCGGGGAACAGAGACGGUCGACCGUCUCGAAGCAGCAAGGCCUGGUCGUUCUCCCUGAACUUUUGGUGCCUCAAUCCUGGUGUAGGCUUUCGCAGUUUGUCCAAGGCUCGAAGCGUCAUUUUGACCAGCGGCACACUCUCACCUAUGACCUCGUUCGCUUCGGAGCUCCAAACCGAGUUUGCCGUUCGCAUGGAAGGCAAGCAUCAGGUAGAUCCCAGCCAGCUAUGGGUGGGCGCUGUCGGUGUUGGUCCAAGCGGAACGGAGCUCAGCGGCGUGUACAAGAGCGCCGAAACGUUCAGCUAUCAGGACGAGGUCGGCCAGCUCGUGUUGCGCGUGUGUCGAACCGUGCCUCACGGUGUCCUGUGCUUUUUCCCGUCCUAUUCCCUCUUGGAAAAAAUGACCUUGCGGUGGCGCGACACUGGUGUUUGGCAGCAACUGGCUGCUCAGAAGACCAUGUUUGUCGAGCCCAAGUCGGCCGACAAAGCUGCGUUUGAGGAAAUGAUGCAGCGUUACCAGAGCGUGAUUGAGCGAGGCAAAUCGCAGUCCCCAGCCGGAGCUCAUGGAAACAAGUCUGGCAGCAGUGCCAGCUCGGGCGCUUCAGCAUCAACCAAGCCGCCUCGCUCGGCCUUUACCUCUUUCUUUACAUUGCAGCAAAAGGCCGUUGCCGGAUCGCGCACAAGUAAACUCGGCACCCAGAAAAAGGGUGCUGCGAAUGCGGACACCUCAAGUCCCACCACUGGAAAUGGCGCCUUGCUUCUCGGCGUGUGUCGCGGCAAAAUCAGCGAAGGCAUCGACUUUGCCGAUGACCAAGCGCGUGCCGUUAUUAUUGUGAGCAUCCCCUUUCCGAAUUACACCGACCCGCAGGUCGAACUGAAGCGGUUGCACAACGACCAGCGUGUCAAACAAGGACUUCUCGCGGGCAAGGAUUGGUACGAAAUCCAAGCGUUUCGCGCCGUCAACCAAGCCGUUGGGCGGUGCAUUCGGCACAAGGCAGACUGGGGAGCCAUCAUUUUCGCCGACCAACGUUUCUCGGCCAACGAUCGGCUGCAUGGAUCGCUGUCGUCGUGGGUUCGCCACAAUCUCAAGACGUACAAGCAGUUUGAUCCGAUGAUGCAGUCUCUCGCGAGCUUUAUGGACUAUCGCGCUCAGCUGGCCUUGGUCUCGGGGAAGGACGCUGCAGAGGCACCCUCGUCUGCCGUCGCACCGUCCGCGUUCGUAGCCAAGUCCGAAGUUGUUGGGUCGGUCGACUCUCAAGCUGCUGUUCCAACCAUCCAACUGUCUGUGCCUAUUGUAGCGCCACUUGUGCAUCCGAACGACGCCUUGCCAAGAAGAACGACGCAAGCAAUCGUCGUUGGCUCCCAUCCAGCAGCGACUCCGGUCGGGAUCAGUCCCAUCCACACGCGGCAUGUCCCACCACCCAAGUCAACCUUCGCCUCAACGAGUGCGGAGAGCAAUGCCGCGAGACUUUCACCAACAGCAAGAAGCACAUCGCCCGCUGCCGUACCGCCCGCCGCGACGACAAAUCCCGAAGCAUUGCCAGUGGAGGAUGAGGACUUUGAUCUCCAAGACGACUUUGAUUUUGAUUUAAACUUGUCUCAACUUGGCUCGGCGUCAGCGGAGACCUCUGGCGUUGCCGACACGCCUGUGUGCAGCCAUUCGCCUGACGCAUUGGUCGCUGCUCAAAGCUGUUGUAGUGGCCAGAUUCUGAACGCCGAAGGCCCGUCCAGCGGAGCAUUGCAAAGCGAGGCGGUCGACGAAGGUGCUGCAGGAUCCCUGGACGUUAGUAGCGAGCGCGCGACACCGGGUCCCGAGCGUGCCAUCUGCCUACGAUGUCAAAAGUGCGGCGGCAUAGUCGAUCGCACGUUUCUGGAGCCCUUCCCAUCUGCUCUUCUCGACGCAGGGCAGGCCGGGUCGGUCGAAGUGCCGCAUUUGCGAAAACAGCUCGUCCGGAUACUCUCGCAGUCGGCAUGCUGCAUCGAACUUCCGCCCCAGUGGAAGCAAGCGAUGCCGGCGCUGCACCUACUCGCGCCAGAGUGUUUUCAGCCCGACAUGGAGCAGUCGGUCUGGUGUUUGGCAAUGCAAAGCAUGAGCGAUGCGUUGCAACCAGCGCAAGGCACGCCCGCUUCGCGCGUUCGUCUGAACAGCUCAUUUGAUGCCCGCACCGGCCAGUGCAUGGCCUUGCUCGAAUGCCGUCACUGCGUCGACGGGCUCGGUGUGAGCACGAUUGUUGGUGUCUGGAUCAUGGACUUGUGCGGAAAUGCCGCCAGCAGCUCGGAUUCGACCUCCAACGUCAAGGCUUGGCCUGGUGUUGCUGUUCUCUCCAACAUUCCCAUCAGAAUGCAAGUGUUGGAUGCAUAGUGGACACGGAGUUUGCACGUUGUCAAAAAAGCAUGUCAAAGUACAAUGUGUAUCAAUUUGCGA
Molecule: messenger RNA, 4422 nt
Organism: Capsaspora owczarzaki ATCC 30864
Lineage: Eukaryota; Filasterea; Ministeriida; Capsasporidae
Product: fanconi anemia J
Exons: 4
Coding region: 1-4359 (1452 amino acids)
Biological process (GO): double-strand break repair involved in meiotic recombination; nucleotide-excision repair
Cellular component (GO): nucleus
Molecular function (GO): ATP binding; DNA helicase activity; DNA binding
Source: RefSeq, a predicted model, not a curated record